AUGACGGACGUCUACAGCUGGGGCGACAGUGAUCCCUUUGAGGAGGACGACUCGUGGAUGAGCGAACCGGAGUCAGUCUGCAACAAUUGGCGAGGCUGGAAGAAGGCGCCCAGCGGUGGCUCACCUGCUGGUGCUGCUGGCACUAGCUCCGGCGGCGCUAUCGUCAACUCGCCGGCGAACGGCGCCGCGUCCGGCAGCGCCGUCUCCUCGCUUACCGAGCUUUCCUCGCGCGUCGUCGCCACCUACAUCCCCUUUGAAGUGGUGCAGCGCUACCAGCCGCCGGUGCCCGAGCAGCUGCAGCUGCGAAUCGCCUUCUGGAGCUUCCCCGACAACGAGGAGGACAUUCGCCUGUACAGCUGCCUCGCCAAUGGCAGCGCCGAUGAGUUCCAGAAGGGCGAGAACUUCUACCGCAGUCGAACUGUGCAGAAUCUCCUGCAGAUUGGCUUUCACCUGAGCGCAACCGUCGUCACCUCCCAAACCCUCAAACCUUGCACUGUGGCGGUGGCUUUCGAUCGCGGUCGCAUUACCUCCUGCAGCUGCACCUGUGUCUGCUCCUCCUCCUGGUGCUCGCAUGUCGUCGCCGUCUGCCUGCACCGGAUCUUUCAGCCCACCACCGUCAGCCUGCGAGCGCCCAUCACCGAGUCUCUCUCCCGACUGAACCAGACGCAGCUGCAGAAGUUCGCCCAGUACCUCAUAAACGAAUUUCCGCAGCAGAUUCUGCCCACGGCGCAGCGCCUGCUGGACGAGCUGCUCAACCUGGACAGCGCCAUCAACAGCGUCUGGGGGGCGCCGGACCCGACGGCGGGCGCGCUCAUCCACGACCAGACAAAGUGGUGCCUGGACGAGCACCAGUUGCACGACAACAUUCGCAAGAUUCUCAUCAAGCUGUGCAUCCCCUCGCCGAUGGUCUACAGCGACGUGAACUACCUCAGCUCGACGCAGCCGCCGGCGGCCAGCGAGUGGACCAGCCUGCUGCGACCACUGCGCGGCCGCGAGCCGGAAGGCCUCUGGAACCUGCUCUCAAUCGUCCGGGAGAUGCUCCGCCGACAUGACCGCAACUACAUACCACUGCUAAAAAUACUCACCGAGGAGAUACUGGCUUGCGGGCCCAUUCUCCUCUGGUGGUUCAACACCAACGUCAGUCUCCACCGGGGAUAUCAUGGAAACAACAACAACAAUCGCAGCAGUAUUCACUCAAACAAUCACACCAGUCAGCACGCCUGCAGCUCGCUCUGUGAUGAGAUUGUCGUCCUCUGGCGACUGGUGACGCUCAAUCCGGCGCUGUCUGCCCAGGACACGGCGUUUCUCUUUGAGCAGCUUCGCGAGUACCACCUGCAGACAUUGGAAAUGGUGAUCAGCGCCAGCAACUCGGGAGUGUCCGGCGCAAGACAUCAGAAUGGAAGUCAUCAUCAGCAGCAGCAGCAGCAAAACGGGUCUAUCGUCAAGACGGCUGACAUUGAGAUUUUUGGCGGAUUUAAGCCGGCGAUGAUCAGCUGUCUCAUCGACUGGACGACGUACCCGAUUUCGGGCGUCACUAACGCUCAUCGGAAUCCGUACUGCCCAAGCAUUAAUGCCGCCAGCACGAACACCAGCUCGGUAAACCAUGCCAUCAGUGGCACUGUGAAGAUGACGCCGUGGUCGUCCAAGCUGACGGCGGGGGCCGCUGGAAGUGGCUCAUUCAGUAAGCAGUCAUCCACGGAGAGCAGCGCCAAUGGAGGCGGCGAAGAGGAGGGCUCUGGCACGGGAGCAGAAAUUGUGAAUCGACGACUGAAUGACUCGGAGGACUCGGGAAACAACGACAACUGGGACCGAGUCAGCUCGGCAAGUGGAGGCAGUGAUGAAGUGCUCAAUCGCGCGAGGCCCAGGGCAGAAGGAAGCAUUCCCAUUGCUCAGGCAGAUGCAGCAGCUGCUGCUGCCGUUGCAGGACCCAGUAAUGCCGACGCCGACUAUCAGAUUUACGUGUACAGUACUGCCGGGCAGAAUGUGAAGAGCGCACUGUCGGGCAGUGGUCGAGGUGGCGGUGGCGACUCGAUGAAGAACUACGAUCCAGAGCUGCUGGCCGCCGCCACGGUCAAGCCGAUUGAGGACUCAUUUGAGAUUCUCUUCUCCCGGGCAGAGGCCCUCUACGCGCACGGAUACGUGAAAGAGGCCUGUCAGCUGUCGGUUCGACUCGCCGAGGAGCUGCUCAAUCGACCGCCGGUGCUGACGCUGGAGAACGGCGGCGCCCCUCGAAACCGCUUCAACCCGGCCCUGCACCAGAUCUCCCUGCUCGCCUCUGCCACCCUCUCCAAGGCGGCCUUCCUCUGCUCGGUGCUCAGUGAACACGAGGACUCCCACCUGCUGGCCUUCUACGUGGGCCUGCUCGGCCUGGAGCUCGUCCGACCGCCGGCCUCCACGAAGGCGCUGGAGGUGAAGCUGGCCAACCAGGAGCAGGAGCUGGUCAACUCGCUGAAGCGCAUUCCGCUGUGCACGCGCGCCCUGGCGGUGCUCAGGGAGAAGGGCGAACAGCUGAGAGAUGGCCGGCUGACGAGCAGGGGCGAGGCGCUGUUGCCGCUCAUUCUUGCCGGCUACAUCUUCGACGCGCUGGUCCUCUCCACCGGCCAGGGACCGGUGUCGGCUGCUUACGAGCUGAGCACUGUGCACACUUCCUUUCUGCCGACGGCUAUUCGCCUGCCCACUGACGAGCGACUGGCCUUUGAGGCCUCGGUGGCGGCCAUCGGCCUGAAGGCGAACGUCAGCGAGGCGGACCAUCCGCUGCUGUGUGAGGGCACAAGGCGGCAGCGAGGCGACCUCGCACUGACGCUGCUCGUCUACUACAAGGACAGCAAAGACCGCCUCAAUAAGAUCAUGGACAAGCUGCUCGACAAGGAGAUUCAUAUGAUCAACCGAAGGUCACAGUCAAACAGUGGAGGCGGUGGUGGUGGAGGUAGCAGUUUCUCCAACCACAACCACAACAACAACUACAUGCUCAAUGAGGUGGCAAACACGCUGACCAAACUUCCGUCGACGCAGUACCACAGCGGAGGAGAGGUGCUGUCUUCGCACAGCAGUCCAUCGAGAAGUGUUCAGCAGUGUCCGAACUAUCAGGCACUAGAGACCAAUGCACUUGCUGCUGCUGCUUCCACAUCAGAGGCUGCUCAACAACAACAACAACAGCAGCAAGCAACAGCUUCUACUUCUACCAGCAACUGGGACGAGGGAAUCAAAAGUUGGGAUGCCAAGUUUAGACGUCUGAGUCUGAAUGAAGGAAGCACCGCCUCUACAUCUCAGCCGGUGAAUGUGGUCAGCUCAGCAGUGAAUGGCAGCUCAAAAGUGGCGCCCAACACUGACCAUUCGUCAACAGCUGCAACCGGCACUGCGACCAGCUCCAGCGUGGACAGCAGCAGUCCUCCGGAGACGGCCAGUUCGGACAACUCUCCUACAGUGAGUCGACGAAGUCUCUUCCAGGCAUCGUCAUCCUCUAAGCAACAACAGUCGGCCAGCGACAGCAGCAGCAGUGGUGAGAGCAGUGACUCCUUCAGCUCCAGCUCCUCUACGGAGAAGAAGUGCUCACCUAUUCAUCGAUCAAACCUGGUCGCUGGAUCUUCGAGCUCCUCCACACCUCACCACCACCUGUCACCGCAUCACAGCAUCAGCAGCAGCAGUGUUGGUAGUGGACUUCUCCAGGGAGCCGCGUCCACUUCAGCGGAGAUGACCUACAGUGACCACCACCUCUCUGGGACGCCUCCUACUAUCGUUGACUUGACCAAUGGUCAGUCGAGAGGGUCCACCUUUGAGUCCUUUAACGCCGCGUACAUGGCUCCUAAUGGCUGGAAUGGUACUCCUGCCGCGACGGUGACCAACUCUCCGGCGCCGACGGCGAAUUCCUGUGGAAACAGCUACUCUCGACAGAGCAUGUCCACUGGAAGUUUGGUGGGUGGGGCAAUGCCAAAGAACAACAACAACAGCGGCAGCACCUACCUCCAGGGAAGCAGUCACAUCAGCCACCUGAAGCCGCACAUGCGGUACAAGGGCAAGCGAGGACACUAUCCGAUCAUACCGAACCAGCCCUCGGAAGCGUCGGCUCACUUUAUGUUCGAACUGGCGAAGACGGUGCUCGCCAAAGCCGGCGGCAACAACACCUCGGUCCUCUUCACGCAGCCGCCCUCUAGCAGCAACGGCCGUGCUCACCGCAACCUUCACAUGUGCGCCUUUCAGAUUGGCCUCUACGCGCUGGGGCUGCACAAUGCCGUCUCGCCCAACUGGCUCUCCCGCACCUACAGCAGCCAGGUGUCGUGGAUCACGGCGCAGGCAAUGGAGAUUGGCCACCAGGCCAUUGCCUUUCUCAUUGACACCUGGGAGGGACACUUUACGCCCAAUGAGGUGGCCUCACUCGCCGACCGGGCCUCCCGGGGCCAGGAGCAGUCGAUGGUGAGCGCCGCGGCGCAGCUGGCGCUCAGCUGUCUGCCGCACUCGCACGCCCUCACGCCCAGUGAAAUUCAACGCGCCCUCAUUCAGUGCAAGGAGCAGUCGACGGAGAUGCUGGAGCGGGCGUGUCUGGCCGUGGAGUCGGCCGCUCAGGGUGGCGGAGUCAACCCUGAUGUUCUCUUUCACGUCGCCCACAAGUGGCAUGAGCUGUACGACCAGGAGGCCAUCAAGGCGAGACAUCAGGGCAGAUUUGAGGGCGGACCAAUGUCGGGCGGGGCUGCCGUGCCCUACCUUACCGGCGGACACCUUCAUCACGGCGGAGCGCACCACAAUGGGGGAAUGGUGCACCAUCCAUCGGUGACGGUGCACGCAGUGCCGGCUCCGACGAGCACUAGCUCCUUCAGUCACUGCAACCUGACACCACGACAGCUCAGCUACCUGCACUCGGUGUACCGGGUGGGCAUGCUGGCGAUGGAGACGCUGGCCAGACGGGUCAAUGACGAUCGACCGCAGACGAAGUACGCAAAGAAUCCAACGUACUGCGAGGACGUCAAGUGGCUGCUGGUGGUGGCAAAGAAGUUGGGCACUUCAUUUGUGCAAGACUUUUGUGCCUACUCCGCCAAUGCCAUUGGAAGUCCUUUUGUUCUGCUGGAGAUUAUCAAUGAGGUGUAUGCUUCAUUUGAGCAUUCGACUCAGUCUGGACCGAAUGGCUCUAGUUCUCUGCAGCCGUACAUGGCGUCUAUCCGCUCGCAUAUGCUGAAUCAGCUCAUCCAAAAGUGUCGACAGCUUCACAGUUCGGGCUACGACCCCGGCUACUAUAAGGGCAAUCGACCCUACGGCGGGGGAAGCUAUGGCAGCUAUGACCCUUCCUACCACUCGCCACAGCAGCAGCAGCAGUACAGUAGUGGUUAUGACUACGUCCCACCGCCGCCACCACCACCGUCGUACAGUCAGUCGUACACUCCGUAUCGAAAGUACUACAAACAGUACCUUCCCGGGCCGCAGUUCUGCCCAGAGACGGGGCGGACAGUGUGCAGCAAGGUGGCACCCUUCUACCCUAUCGACGAGGUCUUCUCGGUGGUGAAGAUGGCCCGUGCAAAGCGCUUCAACAUUAGCAGUGAGUUUGUCGAUGAAAGUGAAAACGAUCCAGAGCCGAACCUGUCCGAGGAGCCUUGGCCAGAGCCGGAGCCCUUUCUGCAGCACUCCCUGGGAGGACACUCUUUUGGUGGUGGUUUCAACGUUCCGCAACAGCCCAUUGCGCACUUCCACAACUUUGACUACAAACCGUACUACGGCGAAAAGUACCGCGCCACCGUUCCGCCGUAUCACCACCAGCAGCGAUCCAUCUACGCGAAUAGCUACUCGGGUCCGCAUGAGCUUGGGGCGUAUGCCUCCGCCUCUGCAGUGGCCGUCUCGCACAGUCGGUACAAGCGACAGGCAGGAGGAAGGGCCACCGAGUUGCCCAUUGAGCCAGUCUGCCCCAGUCGAAUGAUACUGAUCGAGCCAAAAGCGGCUCUUAACGACAAACGCCAGUGGAAGUUUGUGGUCAAUCUAAGCGAGAGAGAUCCUCGAUUGAAGCAGGCUAUUAAAGUUGAGGUUUGCAC
Messenger RNA from Rhagoletis zephyria (snowberry fruit fly), 6011 nucleotides. NCBI's taxonomy places the organism in Eukaryota, Metazoa, Arthropoda, Insecta, Diptera, Tephritidae. The record is from RefSeq and is a predicted model, not a curated record.